AUGGCGGCCAAGGACGAGAAGCCAAAUGCAGCCAAGAAAGAGGACACACCAGCGGGGGCGGCCCCGGCUGGAGCUGCACCAGAGGGCCAAGAAGCGGCCCCACCCCCCACUCCUCCGCCCAUCGUGGUGAACAGAUACUCGGAUGAUCGGCUCCGGGCCAUCGUCAAACUCAUGAGAGAAAGACUGGAGAUCUACAAAGAGAAAGCCUCAGACCCGUACGCCUCUUCUCCAGAGAUCACUCCACCUAUCACUCCUAUUCUGGGCAAAGAAGAGUACGCCAGAGUGAUUGAGGAGCGAAAACGCCAAGCUGAGGAGGACCGCAUCAAGAAGGAGGAGGCAGAGAAGAAGAAGAAAGAGGAAGCAGAGAAAAAGAAACAGGAAGCAGAGCAGAAGAAGAAGGAAGAGGAGGAGAAGAAGAAAGCAGAGGAGGCCUUGAAGGAGGUGCCCAAAGUCCCACUCAAGAUCAGGGCCAAGGAGGCGUUCUGGUCCUUUGUGGAUAUGGGGCUGAAGCCAGUGGAGGACAUGACGGACUCUGUGCUCGGAGCGACCAUAGACCCUUUCACAGAUCGCCGGUACAUCGCCUGGCUGAGUCUAGUGACCAUAGCCGUUAACUAUAACAUCUGGUUCCUGACCGCACGGCUCUGUUUCCCAUACCAUGAGGAGGGGGCCAUUAAAUACUGGUUUGCCGUGGACGUGAUUGCUGACCUCAUCUACCUCACAGACAGCAUCAUCUUUCAGUCUCGCAAACAGUUCGUCAAAGGAGGAGACAUCAUAAAAGACAGAGUGAUGACCAAAAAGCACUACAGAGACUCAGACAGAUUUAAGUAUGACAUGUUGUCCCUGAUGCCCUUUGACCUGUUGUACUACCAGUUUGGCUUCAAAUCCAUUUUCAGAUUCAAUCGUCUUCUGAAGGCAGAGUCAUUCUUUGAGUUCAGUGAUCGUCUGGAAAGUAUAAUGGCGAAAGCUUACAUCUGGAGAGUGAUCCGCACCAUUGGUUAUCUGCUGUUCAUGCUCCAUCUUAACGCCUGCAUCUACUAUGUGGCCUCAGAUUAUCAGGGCAUUGGGAAAACCAAGUGGGUCUACUCUGGACAGGGCAGUGCGUAUCUGCGUUGUUACUACUACGCCGUCCGCAGUCUCAUCAACAUCGGGGGUCUUAACGAGCCCCACACCGUCUUUGAGAUUGCCUUUCAGAUGACUAACUUUUUCACGGGGGUCUUUGUGUUCUCCAGUUUACUCGGACAGAUGAGGGACGUCAUUUGCGCUGCCACAGCUGGUCAGACAUAUUUCCGAACCUCCAUGGACAACACUGUGGCGUACAUGGUCACCAACCGCAUCCCCUCACUCGUCCAAAACAGAGUCCGCACCUGGUACACCUACACCUGGGACGCACAAGGCAUGCUGGAUGAGUCUGAGCUGCUGGAUAAGAUGCCUCUUGUGAUGAGAACGGCCAUCGCUGUAGACAUCAACCUGGAAACAUUCAAAAAGAUCGAUCUGUUCAAGGGCUGUGACCAGCAGAUGUUGGUGGACAUGUUGCUGAGACUUAAGUCUAUUAUUUAUUUACCAGGAGAUUUUGUGGUCAAAAAAGGCGACAUUGGUAAAGAGAUGUACAUUAUAAAGGGUGGAGCAGUGCAGGUGGUGGGAGGACCUGACAACAGCAUCGUGUUUGUGACUCUGAAGGCUGGAUGUGUGUUUGGAGAAAUCAGUCUGCUGCAGUCGUCCAAAGAUGGAGGAAAUCGGCGAACAGCGAAUGUCAAAGCGUACGGCUUCGCUAACCUCUUUGUGCUCGAGAAGAAGGACCUGUUUGAUAUUCUGGUCCAUUAUCCAGAGUCACAGAAAGUCCUGGCCCGGAAGGGAAGAAAACUCAUGAAAUCCAAAGGUCCAGCUGCAGCUAAAGCAGAGGAGGAGAAGAAGAAAGGCCUGGCUCUGUUUGGACCCAAGCCCGCCACACCCAAACUGCUGCGUGCCAUCGGAGGAACCAUCAACAAAUCGAUCAUUGACAAACUCAAGACAAAAGCAUGAACUGGAC
Messenger RNA from Boleophthalmus pectinirostris (great blue-spotted mudskipper), 2026 nucleotides. RefSeq names its product cyclic nucleotide-gated cation channel beta-3-like. Gene Ontology annotation, molecular function: protein-containing complex binding; intracellularly cAMP-activated cation channel activity; cGMP binding. Lineage: Eukaryota; Metazoa; Chordata; Actinopteri; Gobiiformes; Gobiidae. The transcript has 18 exons. The coding region runs from base 1 to 2019 and encodes 672 amino acids. Gene Ontology annotation, cellular component: plasma membrane; intracellular cyclic nucleotide activated cation channel complex; photoreceptor outer segment. The record is from RefSeq and is a predicted model, not a curated record. Gene Ontology annotation, biological process: monoatomic cation transmembrane transport.